Messenger RNA from Zophobas morio, 1174 nucleotides. Its product is annotated as trypsin-3-like. The transcript has 2 exons. Gene Ontology annotation, molecular function: serine-type endopeptidase activity. The record is from RefSeq and is a predicted model, not a curated record. NCBI's taxonomy places the organism in Eukaryota, Metazoa, Arthropoda, Insecta, Coleoptera, Tenebrionidae. The coding region runs from base 50 to 892 and encodes 280 amino acids. Gene Ontology annotation, biological process: proteolysis.
UUUAAUUUCAUAAAAUAACAACAACGAAGACCGAAGCUUUUACAGAAAUAUGUUAUUCGAAAAAAAAUGUUUACUGACUUUGUUUACUGUUUGUGUGUUUCUCCAAAUUGCGGCUAAACUACAAAAUCUUGUUAAACGACAGCGUCAGCUUACUCUAAAGAACCGCGAUUUCAGCACAUAUCAAACUCGAAUUGUUGGUGGUGAAGAUAUUAACAUCUUAGAUGUCCCUUACCAAGUGUCAAUUCUGGAUUCGGGUUCCCAUUUUUGCGGAGGCUCGGUGGUUACAGCUAGACAUAUUGUUACUGCGGCGCAUUGUAUGGAGACAAGAAAUGUUUCUACCUUGAGUAUUCGUGCCGGUUCCACCUUCUGGGACGAGGGUGGUGUGAAUAUCAAAGUACAAAAAGCUUUUACCCAUCCUGAAUACGACGAACGUUCUGUUGACUACGACGUUGCUGUUUUGAGGCUAGAAAGUUUCCUUCCUUUCAAUGAGUUCAUUCAGCCUGUUGAUUUGGCCUUGGAGAUCGACAAAUGGCCUGUGAAUACUUCGGCCAUAACCAGUGGCUGGGGUUUAUUGGACGAACAGCAUGAAGAAGAUAUGAGCCCCAAGAGCCUCAAAGCAGUGGUCUUGCAUGUCAUAGACAUGGCCCUCUGUGAACGUGUAUACGGUUCGCUAAUGAUCCAAGUUAGUGCAAAUAUGUUGUGUGUUGGGACACUGGAUGGGUCGAAAGAUGCCUGCAAAGGAGACUCGGGAGGACCGCUUGUGAUCGACGGAGUCCUGGCAGGAGUUAUAUCUUUUGGUUUUGGGUGUGCAAGACCUGGGCUACCGGGGAUUUAUACACUCGUACCAACAGUCGCGGAUUUUAUUGAAGAUAUCAUUUUCGACAUUGAUUGAAAUUUAUCAUACACAUUUAGUACCCGCUUUGGAUGCCGACAAUGACGUAAACAAACAGUCAUUCUUAAAUGUCAGUGCAAUAUAAAGCUUUUUUUUGUUUAGGUUUAACACUGUUGUUUCAUUGAACUUUACUUGGAGUUACUGAUGGGUUUUACUAAACUAGAUAAUAAAUUAUCGUCUAGGUAAUUAUAUAUUACCUGGACUAUACAGCUAGACUAACCUUGAACUGGAUUUUCUUUUUAUGUAUGUAGUGUAAAAGUAAAUACAUUCGAAUUUAACCAC